Messenger RNA from Botrytis byssoidea, 528 nucleotides. RefSeq lists its product as uncharacterized. The transcript has 3 exons. Lineage: Eukaryota; Fungi; Ascomycota; Leotiomycetes; Helotiales; Sclerotiniaceae. The record is from RefSeq and is a predicted model, not a curated record. Bases 1 to 528 code for a protein of 175 amino acids.
AUGGCAAAAGUCAAAGCAAAACCUACAAUGAAGCGCACUCCCUUACCCAAUCAAAGAAUGGCCACUACCAAGAAACCCGCCAUCAAAUCUUCCAACUCUAAGUCCAUCGCCAAACCUCAAAGAUUCAAAAUGAGCGCUGCGACUCGAAGAAUCUGGCUAUCUGAUUAUACCGUCGAAUCUCUUGGAAGAAAGUCUGGAAGAGGUCGCGAUACUCCUUGGAUCGAGCUUCCCGAGCCCGAAGCCUUACUCUAUCAAGAUGAGAAGAGUGUGGAAAGUUAUACCCAUUACCUCAACUCUAUUCAUGCUGUUUACGCUGAGCUUUUUCCCGACAGAACCGUCCCUAAGAGCGAAAAGGUUAUCUCCGCCGGCGCAUCUUCAAGCUAUCACAGAUUGUGUGUAAUUAUUGAGGCUGAAAACGAGGCCGUUGCUUUAGCAGAGGCUAUUGAGAAUCCUGAAUUUGUUUUUCCUGAGGAAGAGGAUGAUGGAGAUGAAGACGACAAUAGGGCUCUAGAUGGCCAGGCCAAGUAA